CUAGCUUACUUAGAGAGAGACAGCUGAGUGGAUCUAUCUUAAACAUCCCUUUGUAUUCUCACUCAGUCUCUCACCUCUCUAGAGAAAAGUAGUCUUCAUCCUCAAUAGAGGAGGGAGAGAGAGAGAGAGAGGGAGGAAAAAUAUCCCCGACGCAAAAUUUUCAUUUAGGUAACAUAUUCCUAUUCUUUCUCUUCCAUUCUUUACUUUGCUGCAAGCCUACAAGACUCUCUCUCUCUCUCCCCCUCCCUGGUCUUCCUGUUAAGUGAGAAUGCUACUUUAAAUCAAAAGAAAUAGAGAAAAUCUUAACAAUACUACCAAAUCUGCUGUACAUCUAUCUAUUUUACAUAAAGCAAAAGCAAAUAUGAAUUCAAACUGGCUUGCUUUCAACAUCUCUAAUACUCAGUCUUCUGUUCCUGCUAAUCUCCAUCCAUCUCCAACUCCUCAGUUUUCUAUAGGAUUGGUAAAUGAUACAGUGGAUAGCUCCUUCCAGAUACAAGAAUGGAACUUGAUGAAUUCUCACGGUGGCGAGGAAGUUCCAAAGGUGGCGGAUUUUCUCGGCAUCAGCAAACCAGAAAACGAGCUAAACCUUGCAACAUUUAACCAAAUUACAACAACCCAGCCUGACUACCUCUUAUCCAACAACACCCUACAGCAGGAGGAUAGCUUGGAAUCUCCUACCACUAACGAUAGUGAUUCUCGAGGAAUUUCUAACAAUUUACAGUCAUUGACACUUUCCAUGGGAACUGUUAAGGGCACUGAGAGUGUCAGCAGCUCGAGUAACCUUGAUGUCACACCAAGAAGAUCUAUGGAUACAUUCGGUCAGAGAACAUCCAUAUACCGAGGUGUAACAAGGCAUAGAUGGACAGGAAGGUAUGAAGCUCAUCUAUGGGAUAACAGUUGCAGAAGGGAAGGACAAUCAAGGAAGGGUCGCCAAGUGUACUUGGGUGGAUAUGACAAAGAGGAGAAAGCAGCAAGGGCAUAUGACUUGGCCGCUCUAAAGUACUGGGGAACAUCGACCACAACAAAUUUUCCUAUUAGUAACUAUGAGAAAGAAUUGGAGGAGAUGAAGCAUAUGACAAGACAGGAGUUUGUGGCAUCUCUUAGAAGAAAAAGUAGUGGCUUUUCCAGGGGCGCAUCUAUGUAUCGUGGGGUUACAAGGCAUCAUCAGCACGGAAGAUGGCAAGCUCGCAUUGGAAGGGUUGCUGGGAACAAGGACCUCUACUUGGGAACUUUCAGUACUGAGGAGGAAGCGGCGGAGGCAUAUGAUAUCGCGGCUAUCAAGUUCAGAGGCCUGAAUGCAGUGACCAACUUCGACAUGAGCCGAUAUGAUGUGAAGAGCAUUCUGGAGAGCAACACACUGCCCAUUGGAAAUGGAGCGGCCAAGCGCUUAAAGGAGAGUCAAGCGAUUGAGUGUUCGAGGAAAAGGGAGGAAAUCAGAAGUCGUAGCUCGAGUUUCUACAGCGGAAGCUCAAGCGGCUUUCAGGGGUACCCUCUAAUGCAACCAUUUGAGCAGCCUCAGACGUUACUAGCCUUACAAAACCAGCAGAGUCCUCAGUACGCUCAUGAGUCUCAGUUUCCUCCAAACUACCUCCAGACCCAGCUCCAGCUGCACCAGCAAUCCACCUCACUGUUUAAUGCUGCCGGACAUGAGAGUCAGUUUAACCAGAACUGCCUGGCCAACCAUCCUGCUUUUCUUCAUGGAAUGAUGAACAUGGGACAACCACAGGCAUUGUCUAUCAUGGAGAAUAAUGGAAGCGUUGUUUCUAGUUUCAAUGGCAAUGUGAACGCUGGAGGUGGGUAUCUUGGUAGUGGGAUUAUGAUGUCUCCCAACGCAACUGCGGUGAAUGCAGCCGGCGGGAUUGGUACAGGAGCUGACGCCGGGCUCGUUAAGGUUGAUUAUGACAUGAGUCCGGCGGGUUAUGGCAGCUGGGCGGGGAACUCAGUUCAAGCUUCGAAUGCUGGAGUUUUUCAAAUGUGGGAUGAUAAUUGAGUGGUUUGCAUGGGGGCGGUAUGAAAUUUUGGUUUUAUGCUUCUCAUCGUCAAAAGCUUCUCUCUUAAUUGAUACAAUGAUUCGAUCAAAUUUUGGUAUAUGGCCAAUUGUAGAGGUGGUCAUCCAUGAUCCAUCUGGUGACUGCUUUUUCUUGCUAAAAUUAUUUACAUUGAGAA
This is a messenger RNA of Nelumbo nucifera (sacred lotus), 2166 nucleotides long. Its product is annotated as AP2-like ethylene-responsive transcription factor PLT2. Gene Ontology annotation, biological process: regulation of DNA-templated transcription. Gene Ontology annotation, molecular function: DNA binding; DNA-binding transcription factor activity. The record is from RefSeq and is a predicted model, not a curated record. NCBI's taxonomy places the organism in Eukaryota, Viridiplantae, Streptophyta, Magnoliopsida, Proteales, Nelumbonaceae.